Messenger RNA from Xiphophorus maculatus (southern platyfish), 3292 nucleotides. RefSeq names its product sodium- and chloride-dependent GABA transporter 2-like. The coding region runs from base 56 to 1897 and encodes 613 amino acids. The transcript has 14 exons. Gene Ontology annotation, cellular component: membrane. Gene Ontology annotation, biological process: sodium ion transmembrane transport. The record is from RefSeq and is a predicted model, not a curated record. Lineage: Eukaryota; Metazoa; Chordata; Actinopteri; Cyprinodontiformes; Poeciliidae.
UGUCUCUUCUGAGGAACUUUUUUCUUCUAUCAAACUAAAGAUCAGAAGACUGAAGAUGAAAACGAGCAGGAUGAAAAGCAGCGCAGCGCUUUGCGUAUCAAGUGGACAAACUCAGAAGUCUAAAGAAGUGGAGGAACGGGGCCGCUGGGGGACCAAGGCGGAGUUCAUCCUCACCGUGAUGGGGGCAAUUAUCGGCCCUGGGAAUAUUUGGAGGUUCCCAUAUCUCUGCUACAAGAACGGAGGGGGUGUGUUUUUCAUCCCAUACACCGUGUUCAUAUUUACGUGUGGAAUACCCUUGUUCUUUCUUGAAACUGCGUUAGGGCAGUACACCAGCCAGGGGGGAAUCACUUGCUGGCGGACGAUUUGUCCGCUUUUUCAAGGCAUUGGUUAUGCCAGUCACCUUGUCAUCGCAUUCAGCGCCACUUCAUACAUCAUAAUUCUUGCUUGGGCGUUUUUUUACCUGUUCUCCUCCUUCAGCUCAGACCUGCCAUGGGCUUCAUGUGGGAAUUACUGGAACUCAGACUCAUGCUUCGAUAACCGUCUGAAUCUGAGCCUGGAAUCACGACUGAACACUACGCUCCCAGUUGUAGAGUUCUGGCAACAUCGAGUUUUAAAGAUCUCUGGUGGGAUCGAGGAGGUGGGUGGGCUGAGGUGGGAACUGGCGCUGUGCCUCAUCCUGAGCUGGAUCAUCUGCUACUUCUGUGUCUGGAAAGGAAUCAAGUCAACAGGAAAGGCAGCGUACUUCACAGCCACCUUCCCUUAUGUCAUGCUGUUUAUUCUGCUGAUACGAGGCGUGACCCUCCCAGGAGCUCUGGAUGGGAUCAUUUAUUAUCUCUACCCUGAUAUCUCUCGCCUCUCAGAUCCCCAGGUCUGGAUGGACGCUGGUACUCAGAUCUUCUUCUCCUAUGCAAUCGGCCUUGGUUUCCUCACUUCUCUUGGGAGUUAUAACUCCUUCAACAAUAACUGUUACAGGGACUGUUUCUACUUGUGUCUGCUGAACAGCGCCACCAGCGUUGUGGCUGGCUUUGCCAUUUUCUCCGUUUUGGGCUUCAUGACGUAUGAACAAGGCCUGGACGUUUCUGAAGUAGCAACAUCAGGCCCUGGGUUGGCAUUCAUUGUGUUUCCGCGCGCUGUGGCCAUGAUGCCGAUGCCUCAGGUGUGGUCCGUGUGUUUCUUCCUCAUGAUCAUUCUGCUUGGACUAGACAGCCAGUUUGUUGGGAUAGAGUGUGUGAUGACGUCUCUGGUCGAUCAUUUCCCUUCUUACCUGCAUCAAGGCUACAGGCGGGAGCUGCUUCUGCUUGUUAUGUCCUGCAUCUUCUGCAUGCUUGGAUUCUUACUUGUCACUGAGGGUGGGAUUUACCUGCUGCAGCUGUUGGACCACCAUGUCUGCAGCGGCUCCACCCUGCUGAUCCUCUCGUUCUGCCAGUCUGUCAGCAUUGGGUGGGUCUAUGGUGCAGACCGUUUCUACGAUAACAUCAAGGAGAUGAUUGGCUAUCAUCCAUUUCCUUUCAUGAAGUACUGCUGGCAGUACAUCACUCCUCUGGUUUGCUUUGGAACCUUCAUCUUCUCGAUUAUCAAAUAUACUCCACUCAAGUUCAGUAACUCCUACGUUUAUCCGCUAUGGGCAAAUGUCCUGGGAUGGUUUUUUGCCACAGUUUCUCUUUCACUCAUCCCACUGUUUGUACUUUUCAAAUUAAUCAAAGGCCAAGGCACACUCCGACAGCGUUUCCUAUCGCUCUGCAAACCCGUCGCUUCCUUGAACCAAAUACGCAGCACUUCCACACCGGACAGUGACAGCAGAGCUCCGUACACAGAGCUCAGACCUCUGACCCAGUCGGCCGGACUCACUCAGUCAGAACCAACAAACUGCUCCGCUGAGAGGCUGACCGUCUACUAGCAGAGAGAUCCAGGUCUGAGUCACUGAAUGUUCUGACAACAAAAUCCUUCGAACCAAACCGGGAGAAUGUUGCAUCCAGGUCCAUGAUCCACCUUCAGCCACAACUCAAGAAAAUUUUCAAUAUUGUUUCCUGAGAAAGUGUAUUUUCUGAAUAUAUUUUCAUACAUAUAUUUUUAUGUACGUAUAUUUAUAUAUAUCAUCAUGCAGGGUUUGCUGUACAUGAACAAGAAGAACAAAGAUGUAACCAAACAAAGCAAAUUAUAAGGGACAUUAGGUGUAAAUAUCCAGUCAAAUAUAGAUGGAUUAUAGAUUUUGCAGUUUUAAGUAUGAUUAUGCAAAUCAGCUUUGUAGAAAAAUGCCUCUGAUAAUGUGACAAAAUGUGAAAAACCUCAACAGGUGUGGAUAUUUUUGUAAUGCACUGUGCAGAAGAUGUUUUUUUUUUCUAGAAUCACUCAUGUUAAAGCAUUAUUAUUACAUGAGAAGCAUUCCGCAGCAGCAAACCUCAAGACCAUCCAACCUGUUAGAAUGCAUCAGCACCUUAAUGUGUUCACACUUUGAUCUGUGUCAGUCAGACACCAAGUUAAUAAAAUAUCUCUUUCAUCCGCCCCACACUGGAAACACCUUGUCUCAGAGCAGAACGCUGCAGAAGCUCGGUCACAUCUCUGCUCCAGUGAACCACGUCGAGUCACGAAGGCUCAGUCACAUACCACUCUCCAGCCCCAACAUGUUCAAGACCUAUUAGCAAAGGUGUGAAGAAAUUAUAUUGAUGUUGGAAGUAAAACUGACAAACAUAAAUGAGAUUAAGCUAGCAGGUGUUUGUCAUUUACUCGCAUGCCUUUCUUGGAGAAGCGCAGCAGGCCAGCAAAACGCUGAGCUGGGAGCGUUUUCACACGACUCACAUGCACAUUACACAUCAUCAUCACUUAAACAUUUAAACAUCCUGUAAAGACUAAUCAGAAUGAAUCUGAUCUUUUUGUAACUGGGUGUGUGAUUUAAUAUAACUUUUUAAUAAGGGGUUUUGUUGUUAAUUGUUAAUAAUCUUAAGAGGUUUUUUUUCUGGAAUCUGUGCUGCCCUGACCAACUUCUGUCACUUUGUAUCGGUUGUUCAUUCUAACUUUGGAUCAAAUGGUUUCAGAUGAACUCUUUGUUUUUGCAAGGCUACAAUAAAACAUGUAUUCAAACUAGUAUCAAUAAUGUAAUAAACAGAAAUGGGAUUUAGUUUAGUUGAUUAUUUAUUAUCACCAGAUGCAUUUCAAGUACGUAAAAGGAACAUUAUGAAAUAGAAAAAGAUAGAUGUCUAUUUCCAUAACUUAUAUAUGGUUUUUAACAAGUUACAUUAGUUUGUGGACAGGAUCCAUCCAUCUUCCACCAAUUUUGAUUUGAAUCUGGAAAGAA